Messenger RNA from Aspergillus tanneri, 7347 nucleotides. Its product is annotated as putative ubiquitin C-terminal hydrolase. Gene Ontology annotation, biological process: protein deubiquitination. The transcript has 8 exons. Gene Ontology annotation, cellular component: cytosol; nucleus. The record is from RefSeq and is a predicted model, not a curated record. The coding region runs from base 1 to 7347 and encodes 2448 amino acids. Gene Ontology annotation, molecular function: cysteine-type endopeptidase activity; cysteine-type deubiquitinase activity. Lineage: Eukaryota; Fungi; Ascomycota; Eurotiomycetes; Eurotiales; Aspergillaceae.
AUGGAAGAAAGCGACCCUCAGACUACAAGGAAACGUCCUCGUCUCGAUAGUGGAAGUGGUGUUCGGGAGACCUGGUCGACUGGUGAGGCCUCAGCUUCUCCAACAGACGAGCAGGCGCCGGAUGAUCGUACAGCCAGUGAUCACGAAGCUCUUGCGUCGAACCGUCCUGCUAGCAGAGUCACUAUCAACGUGAAAUCCCCUACUACUCCCACUAUGACCUCCGAAAAUAUGACGUCUGCUCCCGAAGGCCCUCCUACCGUGCAACCGGAGUCGGGUGCCCCCCCCAAUGAUGAGGACGGGACCGGAACCCACGCCUCCAACGCAAUAUCCUUAUCAUCAUCGCCCGUUCAAAGUCCGGAGAUUGAGGUGGCUGAACUAGAGGAUAUGGAUCAGGAUCCUAGCACGUCGAAUUGGAAGCCGCUGGGUGAAGCGCUGGGAGAUCCGGAUGUAGUCCAGUUGCAGGACCAGCCUCCUCUGACGGAUACAUUCCCCAAGCUUCGCAGGGACUUUGAAUUACGGGAUAACUUGGAGGAGAUCUGUGCCGUUAUUGAGAAAGGACCUCCCAAUAAUGUGGCUGUUUUUCUGGCGACGAAGAAUUGGCUCGAGGACGUUGCGAAUAAUUUAGAACAGCUUACGUACGAGGUGAUAACAAUAGAUCGGGACUUCUGGGAGGAGCUCCCUGCCUUGGUGGAAAGCUUGCUGCGCAGAACGCAUGAUCUUCAACCCGAUGAAGGCCAAGAGCUUUGGACCUGUCUGGAGGAGUUCUUUCUCAGUUAUGCCCAUAUGGCGCUUCACAUGAUUGACAUGGAUACUUUGGUACUAACCAGGGCCAUCGAGGAGGACGCUGACGUUCAGGUGGCAUCGGACUUGAUAUCAAGAACCUACAUGUCAGCUCUUGGUUGGAUGCUCCAAAUUAACCAAAUCCCCUUCUAUCGUGCCAUGGAGAGAAUUUAUGGCCCGGAGGUUUCGAACUUAGUAGCUCGCCUUAACGACCAGAUUGCGUCUCCGCCCUUGGACUAUUUCCAGCAUCUACUCGAAUACACUUCCUGCAUCUUGUCCUUAAUUCCUCGUUGGCCCCAACUUGCACCCCACUUAGCGUCAGUCACCACCCUUGUACAUGUUAUUGUGGAGUCUUGGAGCGAGCGGAAAGAGUUCAAAGCGGAAGAAGCUUUGGUCGAUUCUCGUGUUAGUCCGGGUGUCAUGAAGGCGGCUUCUGGCUUGGUCCGAGCUAUCGAUGAAAAAUAUCAGGAGAGCAUAACCAAAAAGUUACCGUGGGUCACCAGUGAUGUCAGUGAUUUGAUGCUGCGCAACGUUUCGUGGACAUAUUUCGCCCUAUCCCUACGGAACUCGGAUCUUGCAGAGCAGAUUAUCACGGACCUUGCACUUGACUUGCCGGGCGGCAUAACGGCGGAGGAACGUGCGUUCCUCAUUCAUUAUGCUUGGAAAUUCUCUAUCCUCAAAAAACAUAUCAUCGAUGGUCGUAUGGAGCUGAGGGUCCACGGCAUGGAGACAAUGCAAUUGGACCUCGUCCAAGCGUGGAGGCAGUAUAUUCAACACGAUCCCGAUGGGAUAGAGCACCCCGUUGUCCAAUUUCUGGCUGUUACAGAAAGCCCUGAUCCCCGAGCUGUGUCGGAUAUCUUGACCAUGCUCUCACGAACGUUCCACAUGCACCUGGCAACUUCCCCGGCACUACUUUAUUUGUGCUCCAAGCUCCUGGAGCUUCCGCUAGCUCGCUUCGAUACGCAGAUGCUUCUCUUUUGUGAAGAGCUGUUCCGUCAGAUACGCGAUAAACAUGAGGAGAGACACCAAUUGUUGGAUACGCCGCAUGUGGAUGCGAUCCCAUUGCGUCUGUGCGUGCGCCUCAUCCGUGAGAGUGCUGCGGCGGACGAUUUGCCUGAUGAGCAGAAAGCUCAGUUGCAAAAGUUUGCCAGCUGGCAGCUUAGCUUGUUUAUGACUGUCGGGUUAAGUGAGUCGGAUAAACUGGAUACAUAUGAGCGAUGCGUCCAGGAUAUUUCUGAGAUGAAUCGGUUCGCUGUGGGAAGCAUGCAGGCUUUGACAGCCAUUCUCACUCCUUACGACUCCCAGCAGAUCCAUAAACUUGCCUCGGAAUUUGACCUGACACGCCUGGUGGUUCACGAGAUAGCCCAUGCGGUCGAUAAAAACCACGCGGACUCCCAGGAUUCAUUCUCGGAAACCGCAUUUCUUUCCCGUGUCGUCCUAUUAACACGGAUUAUCGACAAGGUCCCGGAAUCUGUCACUGCGGAUCUUUCUGACUUGUUGUGGCAUAAGGUCUUCAUGUCGACGAAACUCACUCAACAGGGGAGAAAGGCCCUCUGGGAAAUGUUAUGUGAUAUUAUGAAACAAAGCGUCAGGUCGAAUCCUUUCAUUGACCGGUGUAUCCACGAAUAUCUUCCAGAAUUGUCACCUACUGAGGGCUACUUUCCCGAGGUUCUCUCGUUUGCAAAACAGACUAUCACUUACGAAGCUCGCCUCAAUCCGCCAUCCAUUGCAGGCGAGAAUGAGGUCGUCUCAAUCCCCGGUAUGGAGCGCAUGUGGGAUAUCAUCCUAACUGCUCCACCUGGGUCUAUUGAAACCGAAGCGACCGCCUUCGCGAUCGACGUCUACCUCGAUCAUAAUAUAAUUCGCCGAUCUCCGCGAUCGGCGGCCGAGGCUACUCAUAUUGCAUUGGUGGACCGUUGUGUUGACCAACUCAAGUCUGCCGCAUCCAAACUGAAGCCAUCCUCGGGCGACGUUGCCAAUGAGUCGGGUGAGACUCUAACUGUGGAGCUGUCUGAAUCUAAAGUCCAGGCCGAAGAGCUCAGAUUCAGCCGUUCACUGUUGUUUCUCCGUCAAUUUCUGCAGGGACUGCGGAGUCGACCUCAAUAUAGCCCACCGCAACACUCGCCCCCCGGGCUGCCUGGCGCACCGGUGAAGGGUGACUUAAUCAGUCUCCGAUAUCAGACAUUCGAUGGUAGCGCACAAUCAGCGGUUCGCAUCUUGCAGAUUGGAGACCUCUCGACUGCGUCGGAGCUUGUCGACAGGUUCGUGCAACUCACAGGCUUUUCCAAGAUGAAUAUUAUCUUCAGCGGACGAAGAAUCGACCUUCUCGAGAAGCCUAAUCAGACCAUCCGGGAUCUCAAACUAAAUACGGCGCUGUUACUUCUUCACAGGCAUCCGGACAGCCGUGAGGUGAGCUCUACUGGCCGCCGGCAGUCUCUGACGCCCGUAGAUUCAGAAGUGCUCAAACACUUCGACGAUCUCUACGAUCUGCUCAGUCUAGAGGAUCACCUGUCUCGGGAAAUAUUUGACUUUCUUGUUGUGUUUCCUCCACAAGAUAGGGUGUUGCAGUUGGUGAAGUCGACGACCAGCACUGAACAGGAGUUGUUUCCUAUGGAUAAACCAUAUGUUCUCCUCUACUCGGUGAAUGCGUUUAUGAUAUGUUUGAGGGAGGUAGUGGAGCCUCCACCAAGCCAGGCCUUUGUCUCUCACAGUGUCAAUGUCUUGGUAGCCGCCAUAACACGUCCUGAGAUGUCCAAGUCUCUCACAGAUCAACCUACAAGGCUUAUGUUUGCCACAAGUCUGGUUGAGUGUCUUCUUCAUGCACUUUUAGUGAGGCCACCGCCAUCAGAUAACUCCAUGUCAAUUCCAAAUUCGGAAAGUUUAGUCAAGCAGGUGCUCCAUUUUAUAGACGCUGGGCAACACCUAUUGGCUUCCCAGAUGCUAGAAGAUGAUGUCAAGAAACUAAUAUGCCACUCUUUUGCUAUUCUGACCGAAGGUUCGGUCCGUGAUCAAAAGUUUUGGAGCAUGGUCAAGCAACAUGUGCAGUUCCCUCAACUCAUGUUCUCGCUCCUCCUGGAAGAGAGUCUCCCAGCAAUUCGAAAAGGCAUCUCAGAAAAUAUAGCUACUGUUUGCAGUCCUUCAAGAUUCUUGAAGAAGGGAGGUAAAUGCGUGGACACUGAAGGCCCAGAAAUGCGGGAAGAUUCAAUCCCUGAGCACCCUGCGAGGAUCGAUAUCCUUGCAACUAUUUGGGACGCUUUUGUGCAGAACUUUACCCACACUUUGGGAUACGUGCGGCAGUCCCAGGAGUUCUUCGAAAUUGCUCACCUCGUGUUUCGCUCAGUCGCUGAGAGAUCUCCACACGACCUGAUAUUUAACGAAUAUCUCAAACAGUGGAGCGGUAUCAUGUUCAGACAUCGAAGUGAAGAGUUUGUUGGACGUGAGCCUAUGGACCCUUUGAUUCUGGGAUUCUGUCGCCUUUUGAAAUCGUGCCUUGAUCUCGCUAGCUCAAGCAACACAGCCGUAGAUACGUUUGACCUGACCGAAAACCUAUUCGACAAAUACCUAUUCCCUGAUCUGUCCGCGCCGUCGUCUGAUACCAUUGUCCCCCAAAUACCUGUUUUGCACAGUCAAACCCGGCAAGAACUUUACACCGUGAUCAGUUUGCUUUGCAAGUAUAAUGCGAAUUACUCGAAAGUCGUGGAACGCCUGGAUGAUAUCAUUCCUCAGGGCUAUACAUACUCACCUGCUUGGUGUUUUGACCGUCACAGGAUGAUUCGAUCACCAGAAGGCUAUGCUGGGCUUAAGAACCUAUCCAACACCUGUUAUUUGAACUCCUUGUUAACCCAGCUUUUCAUGAACGUUGGUUUCCGCGACUUUAUUCUGCAGCUCCAUCUCAUAGACCCAGAAUCAUCUCAGAGGCUGCUGGACGAGACGAAGAAGGUCUUUGGCUACAUGCAAGAGACGUGGCUCAAGUGUGUCGACCCCCAGGGGUUAGUGGACUCAAUUCGGACGUACGACAACGAACCAGUUGAUGUUACGGUGCAGAUGGAUGUCGAUGAAUUUUACAACCUGCUAUUCGACCGAUGGGAAGCACAGAUAUCAGGCUCGCAAGAUAAGAAAAAAUUCCGGUCAUUCUACGGCGGGCAGCUGGUGCAGCAAAUCAAGUCCAAGGAAUGUCCCCAUAUCUCUGAACGCCUAGAACCGUUCUCCGCCAUCCAGUGCGACAUCAAGGGCAAAGCGAGCCUUGAGGAGAGUCUCCAGGCCUACGUCGAAGGAGAGAUCAUGCAAGGAGAUAACAAGUACUCGUGUACCUCCUGUGGGCGUCACGUCGAUGCUGUCAAGAGGGCAUGCUUGAAAGAAGUGCCAGAUAGUCUCAUUUUCCACUUGAAACGGUUUGAUUUUGACAUGGUUACUAUGACGCGCAGCAAAAUCAACGACGAAUUCCAGUUCCCCGAGCGCAUUGAUAUGAGCCCCUUCAAAGUUGAAUACCUCUCUGAGCAAAACACAGACAUUCAAGAGGACAGUUUUGAACUAGUCGGUGUCUUGGUACAUAGCGGUACAGCUGAAUCUGGCCACUACUACUCCUAUAUACGUGAACGUCCUUCUUCUAGUACUACACGGUCAUGGGUAGAAUUCAAUGACUCAGAUGUUAGUCGGUUUGAGCCCUCCAAGAUUGCAGACCAAUGCUUCGGGGGUUACAACGACAACCCGAACCCCGCCGCCAUGGGUCAAGUCCGAUACACCAAGGCUUGGAACGCCUACAUGUUAUUCUAUGAACGGGUCUCGACAAUGGAAUCGGCCAAAUCAAUCUAUAAUCCUCCGACGGAGCACUACCCUGUGCGUGUACAGCUCCCCGUGCCUCUUGCAAAUCACAUUGCAAUGGAAAAUGAAGUGUUCAUUAGGGCAUACUGCCUAUUGGACCCAUACCACGCCCUCUUUGUCCGAUAUAUACUGGGCCAGCUUCUUGAGAUGAAACACGCCGAGGAUGGGGAGAAUUCCAGGCUCAAUAAACAGAUCAUCUUUAUCGUGAUGGAUACUCUGGAGCAAUUGGUUUCGAGAGCGAGCAAUCCUCUGGGAUUGGAUGUGAUCGUCGCAGAGCUUGUUCGAGCAAUUGACGAGACUCCGAAAGCAGCCUACAGAGUCCUUCAAUGGGUGGAGCAUAAGCCAGCCAGUAUUCGCAACCUAGUUUUGAAGAGCCCCCAACCUUCCGUUCGCAACAGCUCCAUCAGGAUCUUUGUGUGUGCUCUUUCCAAGCUCCUGGAACUUCGCAAUGAAGCGGACGAAGGGAGCCUUGAGAGGGAGAAGUGGCAAAUGCGGUAUUUGGAAGGCUUUGAAAAUGUGGUGGCCACACUUGAAGGUCUCUGGUCCACACUCCAUACAGUGGGUCGGUCUUGGGACGACUAUUUUGAGUUCUUGUUGUUGCUUGCAAGUUUUGGGACCGAAGAAGCAGGAAUGGUCUUAAACUAUGGAUUCUUGCUCAAAUGCUUGGAAGUCUUAUGGGUGGAUCGGGAUGACGCUAAGAGGCUAAGACGCCAAUAUCUUGCUUAUUGCAAACUUGUUGAGAAGGGCAGAAGAUUCUCCCACAGGAAACUUACAGAGCUGUUGUCAGUGCUGCUGGCAAAUAUAGAUUUUUCUGCGCCUCCUACAGCCGAUGACGAGCGACGGGUUCUACCUACUGGCCGAUAUUCUCUCACAACAUCAGAGAGCGACUUAAUUCGACCUCUUGGGAGAAACGAUGAGUUAUUUGUAUUGAGGAGGAUCCUUCAGCAGUACAGUAGUCCGCAAGCGUGCAGGAACAUAGUCAGUGUACUUUUGGAUGCGGAGCCCGAGGCUGGCCUCUUGGAUCCGAUCUGCAAGGUCCUAGAAGAUGGACUUCGAGUGGCCCCUGCCGAUCUUUGUGCUCCAUUUCUGGAUGCAACGAUAAUAUUUUGUCGACGCGGCCCGGACGAAGAACGAAUUGCCGCCAUGCUUGAUUAUGUUGCGAAGGGUGUUGACUCUAUUAAUGAUAGUGGUGGGAAGGAGCAUCUUGCCUUCUUCACAAAUGUUAUGUCGUGCCAUAACGACCGUCUUGGCCUUAGCGAGAUAUGGUUCCUCUCUCAGCUUAUAGACAGGAUCCCAGAUUGGGUCCCGACGUUACUCAUGUUUCCGGACAGGACUAUUAGAAACAUGACCAUGGAGAUUCUACGCCGCAUCCUGUUCACUGGGGAGACUGGGGAUAUAGGCGAAGACUGGCAGUCACGCCAUGCCCAGGUUGCCCGGGAAUUAGUCUAUGCCAGUAUAGACAAACUGAGGAAGCUGUACCUCUCUGUCCCGGAGAACACUCUUGAGGCUAAAACGGUGGAAACGAUAAAAACUGUUAUCGACCACUGCGUGGACGCAUAUUUUGAUGACAGUGAACAGGAUCAGGAUAUCGCUCGCCAAGCCCACGCGGUAAUCGGGGCCGUCGAAGAAGUGGCGGUUGAUGUUCGUGAGGAUCUGGGAUCCGAAUCUGAUGUACAUUCUCCAGAGGAAUGGGACGAUAAUUCCGUGGUGAGCGACUCGGAAAUGGGAAUGGCGGGCUCUCCCUAG